This is a messenger RNA of Helianthus annuus (common sunflower), 2771 nucleotides long. Its product is annotated as chloride channel protein CLC-b. Lineage: Eukaryota; Viridiplantae; Streptophyta; Magnoliopsida; Asterales; Asteraceae. Gene Ontology annotation, cellular component: plant-type vacuole membrane; intracellular membrane-bounded organelle. The record is from RefSeq and is a predicted model, not a curated record. Gene Ontology annotation, biological process: transmembrane transport; chloride transport. The transcript is spliced from 6 exons. Gene Ontology annotation, molecular function: voltage-gated chloride channel activity; nitrate:proton symporter activity. Bases 223 to 2556 code for a protein of 777 amino acids.
GUGGUAUACUGGACCCCACUAGUAUAUUUGUAUGAAUUACACAAUUUAAACCUGCUCUUAUCCUAGAUCUGAUAGAAAAAGAAUGGUGCAUCUUUUGGAAGCAAUCCAUUGAACCACAACACAUCCUGACUGCAUUAUACCCAUGACUCAAACCUCAACCAAACUAUAAAUACCAGAGAUAAAUAGAGACAAGAGAGAGAGAGAGAGAGAGAUUCAGAUCAAAUGGCAGAGACUACUACCACCACAGAAGAACAAACAAACCAACAAGAAAGAGACCCAGAAUGCAAUUCUCUACAUCAGCCACUUCUGAAGCGAAACCGGACACUUUCUUCAAGUCCACUAGCUCUUGUUGGCACCAAAGUUUCGUAUAUCGAAAGCUUGGAUUACGAGAUCAAUGAGAAUGAUCUGUUCAAGCAUGACUGGAGAACCAGAUCACAAGCUCAAGUGUUGCAGUAUGUAUUCUUAAAAUGGUUAUUGGCUUUCCUAGUUGGGCUUUUGACAGGUGUCAUAGCCACUCUCAUCAAUCUUGCAGUAGAGAAUAUUGCAGGAUACAAACUACUGGCUGUAACCCACUACAUAGACAGAAAGAGAUACAUGAUGGGGUUCUUCUUAAUGACCGGGGUUAAUUUCGUAUUGACGCUUAUGUCAACUCUUUUAGUAGUGUUUUUUGCACCUACCGCAGCUGGGCCGGGUAUUCCCGAAAUUAAAGCUUACCUAAAUGGUGUAGACACCCCCAAUAUGUAUGGUGCUUCAACAAUGUUUGUUAAGAUCAUUGGAAGCAUAGGAGCUGUGGCUGCAGGGCUGGACUUAGGGAAAGAAGGGCCUCUGGUUCACAUCGGUGCCUGCAUUGCUUCGUUGUUAGCUCAAGGCGGGCCAGAUAAUCACAGGAUUAGAUGGAAGUGGAUCCGUUACUUCAACAACGAUCGCGAUAGACGAGAUAUCAUAACUUGUGGGGCCUCAUCAGGGGUAUGUGCGGCUUUCCGGUCCCCAGUGGGAGGUGUGUUGUUUGCUCUUGAAGAGGUGGCAACAUGGUGGAGAAGUGCGCUUUUGUGGAGAACGUUUUUCAGCACAGCAGUUGUAGUGGUGGUGCUUAGAGCGUUCAUGGAGUUUUGUAAAUCGGGAGAGUGUGGACUUUUUGGUGAAGGUGGGCUUAUUAUGUUUGACGUAAGUGGCGUUUCGGUUAAUUACCAUCUUGUUGAUCUCAUCCCUGUGACGGUAAUUGGAAUCAUCGGAGGUGUUUUAGGAAGCCUUUACAACUACGCCCUUCACAAGGUCCUUCGUCUAUACAAUCUCAUUAACGAAAAAGGGAAAUUAGCGAAAAUCUUGCUGAGCCUCAGCGUCUCGUUGUUCACCUCAGCAUGCUUGUACGGACUACCAUUCCUUGCCAGUUGUACGCCAUGUGAUCCAUCUGCUCCUCUGGAUACUGAGUGCCCAAGUACAGGAAGAAUGGGGAACUUCAAGAAAUUUAACUGCCCGAAAGGACACUACAACGAUCUAGCCACUCUCCUCCUUACAACCAACGAUGAUGCAGUACGCAACAUCUUCUCCACCAACACUCCCAGUGAAUACCGCGUAUUUUCACUAUUCAUUUUCUUCAUACUUUAUUGCAUAUUGGGACUCUUCACAUUCGGGAUUGCGGUUCCCUCUGGUCUAUUCCUUCCCAUCAUCCUCAUGGGCUCAGCUUACGGCCGCCUGCUCGGUAUGGCAAUGGGACCCUACACGACAAUCGACCAAGGUCUGUUUGCGGUUUUAGGUGCAGCUUCAUUGAUGGCAGGUUCAAUGAGGAUGACAGUUUCGCUUUGCGUAAUAUUUCUUGAGUUGACCAACAAUCUUCUUUUACUCCCGAUAACUAUGCUCGUCCUUCUAAUUUCCAAAAGUGUCGGAGACUGCUUCAACCCAAGUAUCUAUGAGAUAAUACUAGAACUUAAAGGGCUACCGUUCUUGGAAGCGCACCCUGAGCCAUGGAUGAGAAACAUAACCGUUGGUGAAUUAGCCGAUGUUAAGCCGCCAAUGGUCACGUUAAGUGGGAUUGAAAAGGUUGGGCGGAUAGUGGAGGUUUUGAGAAACACGACGCAUAAUGCGUUUGCGGUUGUCGAUAACACCAUGGUGCCCAUGGUGGGUCAGAUGAGUGAAGUCCACGGGCUUGUUUUGAGAGCGCAUCUUUUACUAGUGUUGAAGAAGAAAUGGUUUUUACAGGAGAGAAGGAGAACGGAGGAAUGGGAAGUCAGAGAAAAGUUUACAUGGGUUGAUGUGGCGGAGCGAUGGGGAACGAUCGAAGAGGUGGCGGUUACAAAAGAAGAAAUGGAAAUGUAUGUGGACUUGCAUCCCCUUACCAACACAACGCCUUAUACAGUGGUGGAAACCAUGUCAGUUGCCAAGGCGUUGGUGCAGUUUAGGCAGGUGGGGCUUCGCCACAUGCUAGUAUUACCAAAGUACCACGGCCCUUCGGUGCCACCGGUGGUUGGGAUCUUGACCAGGCAAGACUUGAGAGCCCACAACAUUUUGAGCGCAUUUCCGCAUUUGGAAAAAUCGUACGCCAGUAAAAAGGGACGUUAAAUGUCGAUGUACAAGUCAAAAGGCAGUGUGAAUGGUUCGGAUAAACCGAUAUUGUACUUUGUAUUUCCAAUUUUGUAUUCUUUCAUCAAGUUAAAGAAGGUACACCAUGAAUGUAAAACAGCGACAUCAGGAACAGUUAAAGAUUGCAUUGUUCUGUAAGUUAUAAAUCGAAUAAGUUAUUCUUAUCAAUUAUAAAGACAGUUUAUUUGGCCAAA